AUGUCGUCCCUUUACAGACGCCUCCACGGCUUAUUCCUCACCAACAAGCGUUACAAACCCGCCAUCAGAGUCACCAAGGCUACCACCACAGCCGCCACUAAUGAACAACACCUCCGAAAGAUGGUUGAGAAAUACAAAAAGUUAUCCGAAACCCCAAAGUUCCGUAGCCACCGUGAUAGGUACAUGAACGUCGUUCGCCGUUUUGCCUCCGCAAACAUGCCUUCCCUCGUCCACGAAUUCCUCGAACACCAGAAGAAGGUCGAUGUCAUUACUGACGAAGAAUUCACUGCUCACUUCAUUUUUCUUUAUGGAAGGUGUAAAAUGUUUGAUCACGCCCGCACCUUGUUCGAUGAAAUGCCUCAGUUGAACUGCCCGCGGACAGUUCGCUCUCUCAAUUCACUAUUGUCAGCGUGCGUUAAUUCCCGAGAGUUCCAAAAGAUUGAGGAGAUUUUCCGAGAGCUGGCUCCAAAAUUGGGGAUAGAACCGGACAGAGUAUCAUAUAACACUCUUGUCAAUGCAUUUUGUGAGAUGGGUGCUUUGGAUUCUGUACUUUCAGUGGUGGAUGAGAUGGAGAAGAAAGGAAUACAACCUGAUGUAAUCACUUUCAAUACGCUACUCCAUGCUUUCUAUUGGAGUGGGCGGUUUGCAGAUGGAGAGAAGAUGUGGGAUUUAAUGGAGAGCAAGGAUAUUGUUCCUAAUGUGAGGAGUUAUAAUGCGAGGAUGCGAGGAUUGGUUUCCGAGGAUAGGCUGCAGGAGGCAAUUGGAAUGUUUGACGAAAUGAAGAGUAAGGGAGUUCAACCGGAUUCUAUAACUUAUAAUGCUGUGAUUAGAAAGUUUUGUCAGGAUAAGAACUUGGAGGAAGCUAAGAAUUGGUAUCACAAACUACGCGAGAAUGAUUGUGACCCAGAUAGGGUGACUUAUGUGACCCUUGUUCCAUUCCUUAGCGAGAAUGGUGAGUUUGAUAUGGCUCUUGAGAUGUGUAAGGAGAUCUUGAAACGAGGCUUGAAUGUUCAACCUACUUUAUUCCAACAUGUGGUAGAUGGGUUGAUCGAGGAGUCGAGGAUUGAAGAUGCUAGGGUGCUUGUUAAGUUGGCAAGGUCUAAUCAUCAUGUCCGCUACUAUAAACUAAAGAUGCCUGGGUAA
Molecule: messenger RNA, 1143 nt
Organism: Tripterygium wilfordii
Lineage: Eukaryota; Viridiplantae; Streptophyta; Magnoliopsida; Celastrales; Celastraceae
Product: pentatricopeptide repeat-containing protein At3g13150-like
Exons: 1
Coding region: 1-1143 (380 amino acids)
Cellular component (GO): chloroplast
Molecular function (GO): protein binding
Source: RefSeq, a predicted model, not a curated record